Messenger RNA from Charadrius vociferus (killdeer), 957 nucleotides. It is a transcript of the gene TNFSF10, whose product is annotated as tumor necrosis factor (ligand) superfamily, member 10. Gene Ontology annotation, cellular component: membrane. Lineage: Eukaryota; Metazoa; Chordata; Aves; Charadriiformes; Charadriidae. Gene Ontology annotation, molecular function: tumor necrosis factor receptor binding; CD40 receptor binding. The record is from RefSeq and is a predicted model, not a curated record. Gene Ontology annotation, biological process: immune response.
AUGAAUUGCCCGUGCUGUCUCUAUAGUCAUAACUUGCACCAUACUACAAAUGCUUUAAAGAAAAGUAAGUGUGUUCCUAAGCACAAUGAAUUUAGUGACAUACAACAGCUGAAGAUCUGCAAGCACAUCACAGGUGAAAAAUCCCGGCUUUCCUUUCUGCUACAGCUCUGGGACACGUACUCCAAGAGCGGCAUCGCUUGUCUCACCGGGGAGGAAAUAGGAAAUUUCAUCCAAACCUUGGAUCUAACGGAAAGCGAAGACAGAGCGGCUGAUCCCUGCUGGCAAGUAAAGUGGCACCUGGGAAAGUUAAUUAAAAAGAUGGUGUCGGGAGUCUAUGAGGAAAACAUGUCUGCAGUCAACGGUGACAGAGCCCUGACGCUGUCGCACACCGAUGGGCAGCCACCGCGCAGUCCCGUCAACAGGAUCGCAGCGCAUCUGACGGGCAACAGCAAUAGGAAGAAUUCCCUGUCCCCACGCAGUAAGGAAAAACCUUUAAACACAGGGAAAGAUCAUUCCUCACCCAGAAGAGGUAAUGGACAAAAAAUAAGCAACUGGGAAUCAUCAAGGAAAGGCCACUCUUUCCUGUACAACGUGGAGCUGAGAAACGGCGAGUUAGUGAUACCCCAAACGGGCUUUUAUUACAUCUACUCACAAACUUAUUUUCGUUUCCGUGAAAACGAGGACGAGGAUUCCGAUUUGCUGGCACAAAUCAGGAACCCCAAACAACUUGUCCAAUACGUUUACAAACUGACUAAUUACCCAGAGCCCAUUUUGCUCAUGAAAAGUGCAAGAACAAGCUGCUGGUCUAAAAAGGCAGAAUACGGACUUUAUUCCAUCUACCAAGGUGGUGUGUUUCAGCUGAAAAGAGAGGACAGGAUUUUUGUCUCGGUCAGUAAUGGUGACAUAGUUGACAUGGACAAAGAAGCAAGUUUUUUUGGUGCCUUUAUGAUCGGUUAA